AGUUUGCCAUGUUAUGGCACUUAGUUUUUCUUGCGCAAAAAUUUUGUAGUAUAGUAAAUUCACUGCCGGCGGUCAUUGCGUUCGCGCGCGUGCCACUAGGAUCUGGACUAGAUUAGGUUUUGUGACCUUUGUGUCAAUCAUGGAAGGCAGCAAGCCCACACGCGAAGAGAUUCACUCAGUGGGCCUUCCGUUCAGCAGCCACGGCUACGGCGGUGCCCUAGGCGUUGACAUCAGCUCAUCCGCACCGCAGGCCUCGGCGCCUGCCGCCCUCCAUUUCCACCAGGUACUGGAGACUAUCCACAGCGGCGAUGAACGUGUGGCCCGACCGGCGGCGGAGAUCCCCGUGAGUCCCUCAAAGGUCAUCGACCCCCGGGCCCCGGAUGAGGACUUCUGGAAGGAUAAGCCUAAGAACCCGAAUGAAGGGGUGCUAAGUCAAGUAAUGAGUCGGGCGUCGGAAAUAUACGAGGAUUAUCGGGACCGGGCCGGGGAGGCCAUCGGGGAUCUGCGGGAACGGGCCAGUGGAGUGUGGCAUACCGUCGCCGGGGCGGUGGCUGUAGCGUCCGGGAAAGAACUGACCGGACGGCCUAGUCAGGUCGCCACGCAGCAGGUCCAGGAACCAGGUCUCAUGCCGCAUGGAGAUGUGCGGACACCUGGUGCGGAUGCCAAACAUGGAACGGCUGGAGCGAACAGGGAAAAAUCGAAACUGCUAUCCGCUUGAGCAUCACUUUUAAUUGAUCCACAAUGGCUCUAAUGUCUUAGACUAGUAGCAUAUUAGCGCUAUGCAAAAGUCAACUGUUUUCAGCGAAGCUGAUCGAAACGUUCCAACGGCGGUAAUUAAUCCACUUUCCCAAAAAAAAUUUGAUUGCUCACAGAUCAACAGUGACGUCACCGGCCGUAUUGGCCAAGAUCCAGGGUAUGUAAGCGGCCACGCGCGUGUACUGGCCGCCAGUGCCGGCACCGCAGUCGUCCCCAAAGGAGACGAUGCCCGCCUGAUAAUACGUCUUCUUCACCGGGUCCAGGCAGAUCAGCGGACCGCCACUGUCGCCCUGGCAGGUAUCCUCCC
Paramacrobiotus metropolitanus is the source of this 1063-nucleotide messenger RNA. RefSeq lists its product as uncharacterized. NCBI's taxonomy places the organism in Eukaryota, Metazoa, Tardigrada, Eutardigrada, Parachela, Macrobiotidae. Bases 140 to 718 code for a protein of 192 amino acids. The transcript is spliced from 3 exons. The record is from RefSeq and is a predicted model, not a curated record.